Molecule: messenger RNA, 249 nt
Organism: Sclerotinia trifoliorum
Lineage: Eukaryota; Fungi; Ascomycota; Leotiomycetes; Helotiales; Sclerotiniaceae
Source: the annotation of a GenBank genome assembly
AUGAAAGCCGAAGGUUCACAUAAUCCAAGUCCUCUAUCAUCCUUCUUCUCUGAUUCGGAAGUCGUCGACCUCAAACUAAAUGAUCAUCAGAUUCUUUCAGCGGAAGUCCUCCAGAGUCUCAAAGAGGCUUGUCUGAAACUCGAGAAACGUAUUGUUGAGGAGGAAGAGGAUAGAAUGUGGAAAAUUAUGGAAGCAGGGAAAGCAGUUUACAGAGAAAAUCAGUGGAGAGGGAGCAGUCCUUCCGGGUGA